This is a messenger RNA of Entamoeba invadens IP1, 776 nucleotides long. RefSeq names its product protein farnesyltransferase/geranylgeranyltransferase type-1 subunit alpha, putative. The transcript is spliced from 2 exons. Gene Ontology annotation, molecular function: CAAX-protein geranylgeranyltransferase activity; protein farnesyltransferase activity. Gene Ontology annotation, cellular component: CAAX-protein geranylgeranyltransferase complex; protein farnesyltransferase complex; cytoplasm. Lineage: Eukaryota; Evosea; Mastigamoebida; Endamoebidae. The record is from RefSeq and is a predicted model, not a curated record. Gene Ontology annotation, biological process: protein geranylgeranylation; protein farnesylation. The annotation marks the transcript as partial.
AUGGAACUUGAAGAUAGUAGUGACGAUGAAAUUACUUUAGACAUUUCCAUAUUUAAAGACAUUCAACCUACAAUAGUGCCCAUAGCUCCCGUCUGUUCGAUCAAUUACUCUGACAAGUUCAAAGAAGCGAUGUCAUAUUAUCGAGCUAUAAUGGCGCGCGACGAGUUAUCCGACCGAGCUCUUCUUCUCACAGGUGUGAUCAUUCAAAUGAAUAGUGCGGAUUACACUGCGUGGUAUUAUCGUCGUCGUAUAUUAAAGAGCAAGCCAUCCUUCAACACAUCUGAUGAGUACGACUUCAUUUCAAAGUUAGGUGAUCACAUCUGUAAGAAUUAUCAAGUGUGGGGUCAUCGUCAGUACUUAGUUUCUUUGACAAAUGAUUAUGUCAAAGAGUUAGAGUUCACCGGUAAGAUGUUAGAAGAUGACAACAAGAAUUAUCACUGUUGGAGUCAUCGGGUGUGGGUUUGUAACAAAUUCAAUUGUUGGGCGGGGGAGUUGGAAUACACUGAAAAGAUGAUCGACGCUGAUGUCCGCAACAAUUCCGCCUGGAGUCACAGAUUUUACACUUUGAAAGUCUUAGGGUUCCUCAACGACUCCGAAAAAUUACCCAACGAGCUUCGUCUGAUCGAAAAAACUCUUCACAAAGCCUCAAACAAUGAAGCUGUUUGGACUUAUUUGACUGGUUUAUAUGAAAAAUCCACAAACACUAUUUUCAAAGACCAGUGCAAAGCUUUCAUCAAAAAAAUCGUCGACGAACGUCAGUUUUGUGUCUACGCAAA